CACUGAGUUGCCACCUUCCUCUACAACGAAAAAUUAACUCUCUACGCCAAGAAAUACUUCACACGGUCAGCGGUUUUUGUUUCAUUCUGCACGUCGGACAAUUUACCUACCAAGCAAAUGAACUGAAGAUUCAUCCAAAGAGUUUCCUAAGAAGCCAUAAACUUCAAUUCUCUGGAUAAGUCUCGUCUCUUGACGACACUUCUUUUGCUGAGUAAAGUCAAUCUUUGAUACUUCAGACUCAUUAAUUCACACAUGUUAUUUUUUUCAUAGUCAAUCAUUACUCGUACUAUCUAUAUCAAGAGUCCUAAUUUGAGAACGCGCCUAGCUUCUUAAAUUCUUAAUUUGCAUCAAAAUCUUUUUCGGUCAAAAUGACUGCCUCUUCGAAAAACGCAGGAACCAAAAAAUUUCAAUCGAAAAAGCCGCUCAGCAAGCAGAUUUUGAAGCCUCCAUUAUCUGUUCAGUGGCCUCCAGUUACAAAAGAAAAUGCUGAGCUUAUCAAACUUGAGUUGUCAAACGUUGCUCAAGGACUAAGAGAAACGAAACGACUUCGACCACCGUGGAAACUUUUGAGAAAAAUACCUAAGGCGGAACGUGCAGAAGAGAUUCAAAAAUUUCGAGACAGUCAUCUUGCCGGCCUGAGCUCGAAUGAUCGUGAGGCUUUCAUUCGAGACGAAAAAUCCAAGAAAGAAAAAUUAACACACCUGGUCAUGGGUUACAAUGAAAUAAUGCGACAUCUUAAUCAAGGAUCUCUUGGUGCCCUCUUGGUCAACAAGAAUGCUACUCCAGAAUUGUUACCGAAGAGCUUCUUGCCUGGUUGUUAUUGUCGCUGCAUUCCAGUUGUUGCCAUUGAAAACUUGCAUGAAUUUCUUGGUAAAUGCAUUGCUGUCGGUUUCCGUAAGUCUGUGGCAGAAAAAUCUAGCCCAUUCCAUAAUCUAUACUCUCUUCUGGAGAAGUUUUGUACCGCUGCCUCUACGACUGCAAAUCCUGCUUCGCGCGCUGUUCCGUCGCAUUCGACUCCAGCCGUUGAGCGAUGUAAAGCAAAGUCAGCUCCUCCUGUCGUUGACGUGUCCCGGUUUCAUUUGAUUCGAGGAUCAGUGGAACAAGCGAAUUUUCUAGCCAAACUUUCCAGCGGAGAAUGGUCUGCAGAUUUCCUCUCACUGAGUUCAGCUAAUAUUCCUGACAAAGAUGCUUGCUCGCUCUCAUUUGAAUUCCGUAAGAAAGUUGGAUCCAAGGAGCCAAGCUCGAAGCCUGGCUACUCCGUCAAGAAACAGCAGAGAGAACCUGUUAUCGCCGUUGACCUAACGAAUGAAGCUUCUGAUGCGUUGUUUGAACUCGACUUAGGAGCAGACGAAGGUAGCGCCUCUUCUACAAGCCAUGAAAUGUCCAUGCAAGGCGAUGAUGGAAUUGAAAGUGUAACCUCCGUGGUCGGGAGUGAUGGUGGUAGUGCUACUCCUCAUUCGGAACGUGCCCACCUUGACGAAGGAAAAACUGGAGAUAAACUCACAAAAACUAUAGAAAAACCGUCAAAGAGGAAAGCCAGAGAUAUUGAAGAAAGGCUCACUGGUGCUGCUGCCUAUGUGCCUGCGGCAGUGGUGAGAGUUGUUGGAAAUUCUAAGCGGAAGAAACUUGAAUGAUCGAAUGACGCACGAUGUGCAUGCGAUUUCUUACUAAUUAGUGGAUAAACUGUUAAUCUCUUUACAUGAAUCUUUGGGGCGUUCACGGUAUCGGGAAGAAAGACAGGUUUUAAUCUUAGUUUAAUCUUAGUUAACUCUUCUUUGAUCAGAUUUGCAGUUUUCAAUGCGGUCUGAAUUAUUUGAUCAUCCAAGUGAUUAACUCCCUAUCCUUGCACGCUCGCAUUUUUUGGCUUGUUAACUUUGUACUAAUGAAAAAUAAUUACUUUUGCUCAGAAACUUGAGUAGAAACAUCUGAAAGGGUAGCUUUUAAAUACCUACUCUGUGGAUGAUGCGAAUUGAAUUAUCUUGACAUUUUAGACAAUUAGCUAUGAUGUGAGCAGACUACAUUUGAAUAUACUAUCGUGUC
Molecule: messenger RNA, 2040 nt
Organism: Hyalella azteca
Lineage: Eukaryota; Metazoa; Arthropoda; Malacostraca; Amphipoda; Hyalellidae
Gene: PIG-F
Product: phosphatidylinositol-glycan biosynthesis class F protein
Exons: 2
Coding region: 369-1634 (421 amino acids)
Biological process (GO): GPI anchor biosynthetic process; tRNA 5'-leader removal
Cellular component (GO): endoplasmic reticulum membrane; ribonuclease MRP complex; nucleolar ribonuclease P complex
Molecular function (GO): ribonuclease P activity; ribonuclease P RNA binding
Source: RefSeq, a predicted model, not a curated record